AUGGCGCUACCUUACGCGCUCUGGCUAACCACAUUCCGCGGAAGGUUUCUAUCGAACUUCAUUCACAGGCGCAUUCUGAACCCCACCUUCUUACCAGCCAUUCUCCGAACGCUCCGCGCUACGCUCUUUCCAAACAACGCUCUCGGACCCCCGCGUCAGCUGCCGACAGAUGACGAAGUCAAGGAAAUCAAGCAGCGUUGUGCCGUCUCUAUACUUACCUUGUUACCGCCGAGCCUAGCGGCGAAAUUCUUUGCGUCCGAGAAGCGCGAAGUACAACUUGCGAAUGUCGAAGAAGUUUUGAGCUGUCUUGACGACACAUAUCUUAACAAGCAUCUGAUUUUUCAGAUCGUCGAGUUGAUCGUUCUACGGCUAUUUCCGGAACUAGGAGUCCAUGGUUCAGUCGUUUUCGUGGACCGAGUUAGGGUAGAGUCUAUCGAUGCUAGCUUGCAAUCGUCUACCUGCAAGGACUUCACCGCCACACACAUGACAAUCCAAACAGUAACACCCCCUUCGAAAGGAUCAUUUCGCGGCAUUUGUUAG
Parastagonospora nodorum SN15 is the source of this 540-nucleotide messenger RNA. RefSeq lists its product as hypothetical. The record is from RefSeq and is a predicted model, not a curated record. Lineage: Eukaryota; Fungi; Ascomycota; Dothideomycetes; Pleosporales; Phaeosphaeriaceae. Bases 1 to 540 code for a protein of 179 amino acids. The transcript is spliced from 3 exons.